AUGGACAUUUACGAAGGUGAGUUAUCGCGUAUAAAACACAAAACAGACUUAUUGGAAAAUAUCCAGCCUUAUAUUUACGAGAACCAUUCAUUGCAUUUAUGCAUUUAUGAAGUAGAUUGUGGAUAUGAUGAAUUUUGCGAAGAUUGUGGUAAAUAUAAAUAUAAAUAUGAAUGUUCUCAUGGUGACUAUAACUGGGAUCGUAACAAUGGUGAGGAUUAUGAGCAUGUCCGGAGUUAUAGGUUCAAACAGAUUCCAUAUUGUAAACUUAAUAAUUUUGUAAAAAUUGGAGAAGGAGGAUUUGCAACUGUAUACAAGGCAACUUGGUUUGAUGAUGCUACGUGGCAGAUUGAAGAUGAUGUAGAAAUAGUGGGACCUAGGACAGUUGCACUGAAGGUAUUUAAUGAUCCAUAUGAUUCAAAUAAAGCUUGGAAUGAGGUGCACGUUUAUCGCGAAGUUGGAUUAAAUGAUGUACAAUUUUCCAUGUAUGGAGCAUCAGAUCCAGAGAUUAAAUUAGAAG
Molecule: messenger RNA, 517 nt
Organism: Racocetra fulgida
Lineage: Eukaryota; Fungi; Glomeromycota; Glomeromycetes; Diversisporales; Gigasporaceae
Source: the annotation of a GenBank genome assembly